AUGUUACUCCAGCACAGACGCAUCCACGCUACCGCUCAGAUGUGGGGGAAGGACUACGACUCCCAAGAUAAAGAAGCCCCCGCAGCUGCCCCCUCCCCCCAGCCUCCAGUGGUGACACCAGGGAGCACGAAGGAGAACAGCCCCAAAGCCAAAAGCUCGCUGGCCGGAGGUUUGCUGCAGUCAGUGCUGACACAAAAAGGACGACUUGUCUCCCAGAAAGGGGACAUCAUCCCGUCCGCUCUGCCCCAGAGCCUGCUCCCUCUUCUGGGUAGGGGACUCAGCGUCAGCUCCCUCCCUGGAAGUCAUUCCCUGGAGCAUCAAAGCGAGGGAUUACUGAGGGUAAAACCUCCGGCAGCGUCAGCUGCAGCGUCAGGCCGAGGCAGCGGUCCAACUGAGCCUCUUCCCACACACACACACUCCCAGCUGCCUCUCACACACACACACACUCCUGAGCAGGAGGAGGCCACCACUGUGGGCCCGAUGCUGGACAUGGACACCGAGACAGAGACCCCCUCCUCCGCUUUGUCGAGCUGCAUGGUGAAUUUCUCAGAGCCGGAGGGAUACAUCGACUCUUCGGACGACCCCCCUCUGCCGGACGGCACCUUCUUACACUGCACCUACACUGUGACCGUGUACACCGGGUACGGAGUGGAGCUGCAGGUGAAGAGCGUGAACCUGUCGGAGGGCGAGCAGCUGUCUAUCAGGGGAGCAGAUGAACGAGGCGCCCUGCUGGUGCUGGCCAAUCACACGCUGCUGGUCGAAGGUCAGGUGAUCCGCAGCCCCACCAACACUCUGUCCGUCUACUACAGGUCCGCCCCCGAGGCCAACAUGGGCAUCUUCCAGCUGCACUAUCAGAUCUUCAGGCUGAGCUGUGCGCUGCCGAAGAGACCUCACUUCGGGGAGGUGUCCGUGCUGGACCUGCUCCCGGGAGGCACGGCCCGCUUUCACUGCCACAUGGGUUACCACCUGCAGGGGGAGCCGCAGCUCACCUGCAUCAACGCCUCCAUGCCGGUGUGGAGCGGCAGGGUGCCCAGCUGUAGAGCUCUCUGUGGCGGCACAGUGAAGAAUGCCACAGUAGGGCGGGUGCUGUCCCCGUCCCCCCACCACGGGCCGAACGCCACCCAGGACCGCUCGUGUUCCUGGUCCCUGGAGGCCCCCAAGGACCAGCGGCUGCACCUCCACCUGGAGAGACUCGCCUUGGGAGCCACAGACAGGCUGGUGCUGUGGAGCGGGCUGGACGCCGGCUCUGUGGUGCUAUUCGACUCGGGGCGGGGGGGGCAGAUCCCGUUUGAGGGCGUGAUCAGUGAAGGACCAGCUGUGAGGAUCCAGUUCAUCACCGAUCAGCCAAACCACAACACAGGAUUCAACGUCCGCUUUGAAGCUUUCGAGCGAGGCCACUGCUACGAGCCGUACCUGCAGAACGGAAACUUCACGACCUCUGACCUGCUGUACGGAGUCGGAGCUGUGAUCCAGUUUACGUGUGACCUGGGUCACGCGCUGGAGCAAGGCCCCCCUGUCAUCGAGUGCAUCAGUGCGAGGGAUCCAUACUGGAAUGACACAGAGCCGCUGUGCAAAGCACAGUGCGGCGGGGACCUGACCGGACCAGGUGGAGUGAUCCUGUCUCCAAACUGGCCCGAGUGGUACGGAGAGGGAGAGGACUGCAGCUGGAGUAUACACGUCGGGGAGGACAAACGUGUGCUGCUUGAUGUACAACUACUGAACAUCAGCGACAGCGACAUGUUGAGCAUCACUGACGGCGAUGAGGUCACGACUCGUAUCCUGGGUCGGUACGUCGGAGGAAGCGGCCCCUUCAAGCUCUCGUCCUCCACCCCCGACCUGACCGUGACCUUCCACUCCGACCCAGCCGGGCUCGUCUUCGGCAAGGGAGAGGGCUUCAUCAUCAACUACAUGGAGGUGUCCCGGAACGACUCCUGUCCAGACCUGCCGGAGAUCCAGAACGGCUGGAAGACCACGUCCCACAUUGCGCUGGUGCGAGGGGCUCGUAUCACCUACCAGUGCGACCCUGGCUACGACCUAGUGGGCCGGGAGACCCUCACCUGUCAGUUGGACCUCACCUGGAGCUCACAGCCGCCAUUCUGUGAAAAGAUCAUGUACUGCUCAGAUCCUGGCCACGUGGAGCACUCCACCAGGUCUCUGUCGGACCCCAAACUCCUGGUGGGGACGACCAUUCAGUACAGCUGCAACCCCGGCUUCAUCCUGCAGGGCGGCGCCACCAUCACCUGCUACGGCCGCGAGCCAGGGACCCCCGUGUGGACGUCUCGACUGCCUCACUGUGUUUCUGAGGAUUCUGUUUCCUGUGAGAACCCCGGUCUGCCUGACCACGGCUACCAGAUCCUGUCCAAGAGGCUCUACCUGCCCUCCGAGUCGCUCACCUUCGUCUGUUACCAAGGUUACGAGCUCAUAGGAGAGGUCGCGAUUAAAUGCAUCAUGGGGAACCCGUCCUUUUGGAGCGGCCCACUUCCACUCUGCAGGGCCAACCUCGACUGCUUUGAAAGCCAUGAUUUGGAAGAGGCGACUGCGAGCUCCACGCUGGAUGGAGGGAACAUAGCGCUGGCCAUCUUCCUCCUCGUCCUCCUGCUGUCCGUGCUGCUUGGAGGGGCUUAUGUCUACGUCACACGGUGCCGAUAUCACUCCAACUUAAGGCUUCCUCUGAUCUACCCCCACCCUUACCGACAGAUCACUGUGGAGACGGAGUUUGACAACCCGCUUUAUGAGACCGGAGGAGACACUCGCGAGUAUGAAGUAUCGAUAUGAGAAGACGUUUCUCAACCAAGACCGCCCCGCCCCGUCCUAACUCUUCGUCCUCUCCUCCCUCCUUCUCCGCCCAGAAGGAGGCGAUGUAAAUACAAAAAGAUGAUGUCCAGCCCCUUCUGCCACGAGACGCAGCGAUGGAUCCUGUUCUCUCCUCCUUUUGACGAGACGGCUCCUGAAGGCGUGGUGGGAAGCAGGAGAGGAAACGUGAAGCAGGAGUGGGAGAUGAUGGAGGACGGAGGGGAAGAAGACCCAAAAAUCAUCGAAGAAAUUCCAACAUGGUGAGAAAAGAGAUGUUGGGUGUGGAAUAGACAUGAAGGAGGGGAGAAGGGGAAGCAGUCGGGGGCAGGACACAGUAAGACGAGUGUGGAUUGAAGCACUUUUUAGUAUUUUUGUCGAUUAGUGAAAGAAUCCUGCAAUAUGUCUCAACAUUAGAGUUAUAAUCCUUAAGAUUGUCAUGAAACAAUCAUGAAGCCACUCAAUGUAUUUAUAUUCAGUAUUUUUCAUUGUUUGUGGCGGAGUCCGCCAAUCCCACGCUGGAUUCACAUUGUCUUCACCGGAAACAAUGCAACAAGGGAUCCAACGUUACCGACAUGUUUACCUCAUUGUUUACCCCCAGAGCUGCAUUAAUCUACUGCUAAUGCCAACCAGACAUUUCCUGCUGCUGCUUCACAAUAAAAGACUUAAAAUGGCGAAACAUGGGGGGCUUUUAUUUUGAAGUAGUCACAGCAAACACAAAGUCUCAAAAACAGUUUAAAACUUUGCAAGGAUUGAUGAAAGCGUGAGGAGAAGCCACACUUCACCGCGUCCUGCUGCCACGUGCAAAAUGGCGGUUGCAUGACGGAGAAAAGGAUUAGCCUAUUGUCGGAUUUCUUUAUUUAAAAAACAUGCGUUUGUUUGGCUGCACUGUAAUCUGUGACUCCACGUUAGCUGCUCACAGAGUGCACGCUGUCCCCAGGAUGUAACUGCAUUCAGUGUGAAAGUGAAGCCGCUUUGACCGCUGGACUGUUUGUGUACUUUAGCUGUAAGCUAGCAGCCAACAGCGUUUGUGUGCAGCUUUCUGUUUCUUCCCUCCUCCUCUGUACGUCAUCAUGCAGACUCAGUGAGACUUGUGCAAAUGUUUCGCUUAAAUUGAAACAUUUUUAACUUUGCCAACCAGGACGAUUAGCAGCGACUCGCGUGUGUCCGUCCACUUUGUAUGCAGUUGAGUUUGCCUCUAAAAUUCACUUUGCCUUCUAUCUGAACCAUGAAUGUAUUAUAUGACUCAAAGAUGGCGUCACCACAGACUUAACAUUGUGAUGGCGUCACACACUUUAAAAGUGGAAGGUUUUACAAAGCUCCAUGAAUCCAAAAUCAGUAAUACAAAGAAUAAUAACGACCUCGUUUGGUGUUUAAACUUGUUUCUUAAUAUCGUAACAUCGCAUGUGGCCCCCAGGACGCUGUAUCAGAUCUGUUAAUACAUCCAUGGUCUGAACUCACUGUAACAAACACAACAAUCAACCAGGACGGGGGUGAAAUUGGACUGUUGAUCUUUUUGUUUACAUCCUCACUCAUGAGUCACCAUCUCUCGCCACAGACUGAUAGUAACAGGAGGCUGAUAAUAGCCAGUGGCUUCCCUUUUCUUCCUUUCCUAGUUAGUCCGACACAGGAUGUCAGCUGUGUCCUGUCCCUGAACUCCCUCCUGCCUGCAGUCACCGUCGAGGCUUUUUGUUACUCCAGCAGGUCCAGCUCUGGCUGUAGCUGUAGUGAAGUGGUAUUUAAUUCUAUGACUUUAGGGCCGGUGCUGAUGUCUCAUUCCUCUCAUGUAGUUAGAUGGAUGACUGUCGUGGGCCUCAGAGUCUCCAGGUCUGGACCGGCUCGUGACGAAAAAGAAAAGCAUGCGUUGUUGCAGACGCGGCGGUUGCGAUGUGAAUAGUGUAGCUGUAGUUUACUGACUGAGCUCAAUCAACCCACCAGAUGAUGUAAUUUAUUUUGAUGUACUGUAUAUGUGAUGUUUUAUGCAGAUUGAUAAAUGUACAUUUUCAUUAUGAGAAGACAAAUGUUAACAGUUUCCCUAAAUAAAUGGUAAAACUUGAAUAAAAAAGUACAAAAGACUUUCUAAAUA
Cottoperca gobio is the source of this 4876-nucleotide messenger RNA. RefSeq names its product seizure related 6 homolog (mouse)-like (gene sez6l). Gene Ontology annotation, cellular component: neuronal cell body; endoplasmic reticulum. NCBI's taxonomy places the organism in Eukaryota, Metazoa, Chordata, Actinopteri, Perciformes, Bovichtidae. Gene Ontology annotation, biological process: regulation of protein kinase C signaling; synapse maturation. The record is from RefSeq and is a predicted model, not a curated record.